CGUAGAAAAAGGUUCGUCAUCGUCGCGGUGAUCGGGGCUCGGUCCAUAUCGCUGGUCGCGCCCUCCUCGGCCCUCUGCUCUCCAGGAUGGGGACUUUACGAGACACCCUCAGCACCCGAAGGGUGCCCGCCUACUGCUGCCACAUUGGGGGCUGCGAUCGGGUGUUCGACUCCCUGCCGGGCUACGUGCGUCACUACCAGACGCUGCACCAGAACGCGUGCUCCUUCUGCCGCCGCUCGUUCCCCUCGGACCAGCUGCUGGACAUCCACCUCCUGGAGCGCCACGGCACCGUGCCGUCUUCGCCCACUCGGGCGGCGGCAGCGCGCGAGCGUCGCCCCAUCCCCUUCUACUACCAGUGCCCUGUGUGGGGCUGCACUGACAAGUUCAUGAGCCCCGAGGAGCAGACGGACCAUCUGAUCCGCAUCCACCACUACCCGGCACAUCUCUGGUUCGAUUCGCCCCCGGACCACCAGAGUUCCGGCCAGCAGGGCUCGGCAUCCUCGGCUUCGGCCUCCGCGGGGUCCGCCGCAGGGGCUUCUGCUAAGGAAUCGGCCUCGGCUUCUGUGGCAUCCGCUGCCUCUGCAUCGGCUUCUCUAGCCUCGGCCUGCCAGGUCUCUGGGCAGGGAGGAGGAGCAGCCAUAGGGGAGAUCAUCCAGGACCCGGAGGAGGCCAUGGACCAGACCGUGGAGGAGACCGAGGAGGAGGAGGAGCCCGUGGACGAUGCCGAGGAAGAGGCCGACGAGGAGCCCAUGGGGGAGGAUAUGGGGGAGGACGAGGAGGACGAAGAUCCUCCCGAGUCAGAGGCUGGCAGUGAUCCCGAGACUCCUGACGAGGACAUCUGCAGCCUCAGAGGCCCUACAAUCGCCUUUGGCCCAGGUGCGGCUCUGGGUGUGGCUGGAGGAUAUGAUGAUAGUGCAGAGGAGGAGGAGGAGGAGGAGGAGGAAAGUUCCGAGGACCACUGAGCACCUGCUGGGCUGGGCUGCCACCAGGGGCCGUGAAGCAGGACCCCUCCCCCCCACCCAGAAGCAUGUUUUCUGGGCUUUAGAGCAGCCCCCGAGGUGCGCCACCACACAGCGAUCGGCCUGGGGGUGCUGCUUCCUUGGUGAGCCCCUAAUCAAAUCAGGGGCCGGCCAAGCACCUCUUGGACCAGGCUGAGUCCAGCCCAGGCCUCUUCCCCUCUCCCUCCUUGCUCACUCCUCCAGCUGGAGGACCCCUCGUCUGUCUGUGUGUUUGUCUUGUUGUCUGUGAAGCACAGGCCCCUGGUGUGCCCACCAGGAAUCCCAGGAGGACGCUCAAGUCUAUCGCCCAGAACAGCCAUGCCUGCUCUGGGCCAUCUUGAGGUACCUUCUAGGGUCUGCCCCCUUACCCUGUGAACCUAAAUAAAGUCUGUGUAAGCAACCCCA
Molecule: messenger RNA, 1403 nt
Organism: Trichosurus vulpecula (common brushtail)
Lineage: Eukaryota; Metazoa; Chordata; Mammalia; Diprotodontia; Phalangeridae
Gene: ZNF511
Product: zinc finger protein 511
Exons: 4
Coding region: 87-962 (291 amino acids)
Source: RefSeq, a predicted model, not a curated record